AAAAACGAAGAGAGAGGCAAAGAAAUCAAAACCUCGGCUCUAGACUGGUUUCCUUAACUAAUCGAAGAGAGAGAGAGAGAGAGAGGGGUCAACGUGACAUAUAGAAUCAGAGAGAGAGAGAGAGAGAGUAGAUCCGUGAAUCGUCAUGGCACAAGCUUAUGCAGCAGCUAGGGUCUCUUCAAUGGCAGUGCCUAGACUCUCUAAGAAGUCGAAGUCUUUGUACUCACAGGUUCCUGCUUUGCCGUAUGUUUCUCCUCGCUCUGCUUCUUCUUCGUCUACCUCAGCUUCAGCUUCAGCUUCGUUUAAGCACUCCUCAGGUUCCAACAGGUUAACCCUAUUCCAAAUCAAAGCCUCCUCUUCAGAGGAGUCAUCUGGUUCUACUGAAGUCGGGGAGGGAUUCUCAGACCUAAAAGAAAAGUGGGAUGCACUUGAAGACAAGUACAUGCUCAUUCUAUACGGGGGUGGGCCAAUAGUUGCUCUGUGGUUGUCUUCCAUCGUUGUUGAUGCCAUCAACUCAGUUCCUUUGCUUCCAAGAAUCACGGAGUUGGUUGGGCUUGGAUAUACUGGAUGGUUUGUGUACCGGUACCUUCUUUUUAAGCUUCUUUUUUAAUUUUUGUAGCCGAGUCCGCAUUAAACCAAAAUUCCACCGGCCCCCGUUAUUGACAAGUGACAAUGUUGCUGCUUUGGUUUUCAGUCAAGCAGAAAGGAACUAGCCGCUGAAAUUGAAGCUUUGAAGAAAAAGAUAGCUGGAAGUUGACAGAGCCGUAUCAAAUUUUUUUUCCCUUGCCCAACUGUAAUCCAUUUGAUAGAAAGCCAUGAUGGAUAUCCUGUCCGGGACGCCUCAUUGGCAUUUACAGUGAUCUUUGUCUCUCUUUCAUAGUAUGUCCAUUUAGUUCCUGCUUCUUGAAAUCACAAUUAGCUACAGUAUUUGCUUUAGAAGAAGUUUUGAACUUGUAACUAUGUAUUCAUGUCCUCAUUGCAUUAUGUUAUCUGAUGGUACAAAUUUCUUCCA
Rhododendron vialii is the source of this 1012-nucleotide messenger RNA. RefSeq names its product protein CURVATURE THYLAKOID 1A, chloroplastic-like. The transcript is spliced from 5 exons. Lineage: Eukaryota; Viridiplantae; Streptophyta; Magnoliopsida; Ericales; Ericaceae. The record is from RefSeq and is a predicted model, not a curated record. Bases 146 to 610 code for a protein of 154 amino acids. Gene Ontology annotation, cellular component: thylakoid; chloroplast thylakoid membrane.